AUGAAACAUCUCAUUUUAUUUCUCUUUCUAAAUGCCCACUUAGGAGUACUCGAUGGAAUAUCAAAGAAGAAACGCGAUAGAACAGCUCCAAUCAAGGAUGAAAAAUUGUGCCUAGGUUCGAAGAUUUUUAGAGAAGAACGUGAUCAGAUACUUUCUUUGCACAAUAAGUUACGAUCUGAACUGGCUGCUGGUAAAGUGAGCACUGGAAAUGGUACUAUGCCGCAAGGUUCAGAUAUCAGAGAAUUGAGAUGGGACUGUAAAUUAGAAAAAACGGCGCAGUGGUGGGCUGAUCGCUGCCUGUGGAAACAUUCCGACGUUUCUGAUCGCAACUACAAGGGAGAAAAUCUUUAUAAAGUUCAGCAAACUAUCCCCAUUGAUAGAAGUAAGCGAAUUUAA
Dracunculus medinensis (Guinea worm) is the source of this 396-nucleotide messenger RNA. NCBI's taxonomy places the organism in Eukaryota, Metazoa, Nematoda, Chromadorea, Rhabditida, Dracunculidae. The record is from the annotation of a GenBank genome assembly.